AAAAAAAUAUUGCAAAUUAUUCUUGUAGCUUUAGCGGACAAAUUCCACUAUAGCAGAAGAUUUAUCUGUUACACAGAGCUGGUAUUCUCCUUCAGCGGUAUCAUUUUCAUUAGAUGGGUGAGAAAGAUUUGGAAAUUGAGGAAAUAAGUACAGCACGUGGAGAAGAACAGAGGGGAGAUGAAGCUAAAACAGAGGUGCGAAAAGUUAAAAAGAAGAAAAAGUCUUUUAAAGAAGGUGUGAAGGUGGAAAAACAUGGAGUUUGUCACGUAAGUAGAGUACCACCUCGUAUGGACCACGUGAAACUUCGACAGGUUCUUUCUCAGUUUGGAGAAAUUCAGAGAAUAUAUCUUGUACCUGAAGCUGCUGCUGCUCAAAUGAAUCGGAAACGGGCAGGUGGGUUCCGAGGGCAAGCAUUUUCAGAAGGAUGGAUUGAAUUUACGAAGAAGAGUGUUGCCAAGAGAGUCGCAAAUAUGUUAAAUGGUCAACAGAUGGGUGGAAGGAAAAGGUCAUCAUUCUAUUAUGACAUUUGGAAUGUCAAAUACUUGUCUAAAAUCAAAUGGGAUGAUGUUACUGAUGAAAUUGCACAAAGGCACGCAGUUCGUGAGCAGAAGCUAGCUUUGGAGCUUUCUGCUGCUAAGAGGGAGCGUGAUUUCUACCUUACACAAGUUGAUAAAUCUCGCGCUUUAAGUUCUAUUGAAGAACGAAUGAAGAAGAAGCAAAAGGUGCAACAGGAAUCUGGGGUAAUUUCUGAUUUCCCAAGUGAACAGUUUGCGCCAAAGGUGAUACGACAAUUUUCCCAGAAAAAACCUGUGGCAGAUGAAGCUGGAAAAAUCAAGCCUAAGCUGUCUAAGGACGUUUUAGCCGGAGUAUUUGGCGGUCAAUGAUAAGGGGGUACGAGAGUGCAAAACAUUUCAGAAAGUGUGCUUGCUAAUUUUUUUUCCAACUACACUUUAAAUUUUGUCGCCUACAUCUUGGCUGUUAUUGGAUGUUGGAAUUAUAAGUGAACCUCGAGCAAAAUUUUAUCUUUAUUAGCGGUUGAUUGUAGAUGUCAUAUUAAUUAUUUUUGUUGUUUUAAUAGAUAAAUCAACUUAUCUAAAUUUAAAUGAAUUACUGUAUUUCUCA
Messenger RNA from Lycium ferocissimum, 1122 nucleotides. RefSeq names its product pre-rRNA-processing protein ESF2. Gene Ontology annotation, biological process: endonucleolytic cleavage in 5'-ETS of tricistronic rRNA transcript (SSU-rRNA, 5.8S rRNA, LSU-rRNA); small-subunit processome assembly; endonucleolytic cleavage to generate mature 5'-end of SSU-rRNA from (SSU-rRNA, 5.8S rRNA, LSU-rRNA). Gene Ontology annotation, cellular component: nucleolus. Lineage: Eukaryota; Viridiplantae; Streptophyta; Magnoliopsida; Solanales; Solanaceae. Gene Ontology annotation, molecular function: RNA binding. Bases 114 to 884 code for a protein of 256 amino acids. The transcript has 7 exons. The record is from RefSeq and is a predicted model, not a curated record.